Molecule: messenger RNA, 1803 nt
Organism: Jatropha curcas
Lineage: Eukaryota; Viridiplantae; Streptophyta; Magnoliopsida; Malpighiales; Euphorbiaceae
Product: protochlorophyllide-dependent translocon component 52, chloroplastic
Cellular component (GO): cytoplasm
Molecular function (GO): chlorophyllide a oxygenase activity; 2 iron, 2 sulfur cluster binding
Source: RefSeq, a predicted model, not a curated record
GAAUGCUGACCCUAUAUAGUCAGUACAAUUUUAAGCAGGGAAAAUUCACGAACUCAAGUCUAUACUGUUCUCUCCCUUCUUUUCUACAUAUAACAGAAGCAGCCAUGGAAACUAUUAUAAAGUCCUCCUUUCCAUCAUUUCACAUGUCAGCUACACUAACACAAGCCAACUUUGCAAAACCCAAGUUCUUGAAUUUUCAGUUUAAGACUUCCUCUUUUUCAAGAAUUCAUAAUACCCCAUCAAAAUCCAAGCUUUUCACAACCGUGUCAUCACAAUCUUCUGUUUCAACAGAUCAGUCCAUCGAACCACCUAAACCAGAGCUUGAAACUGACAGCCAAGGAGAUAAGUUUGAUUGGUAUGCACACUGGUGUCCGAUUAUGCCAGUUUGUGAUUUGGACAAAAGAGUUCCACAUGCAAAGAAGGUGAUGGGUAUUGAUGUGGUGGUUUGGUGGGAUAGAAAUGAGAGUGCAUGGAAGGUGUUUGAUGAUAGUUGUCCUCAUAGAUUGGCUCCAUUAUCAGAAGGAAGAAUUGAUCAAUGGGGAAGAUUGCAGUGUGUUUAUCAUGGUUGGUGUUUUAAUGGCUCUGGUGAUUGCAAAUUCAUUCCUCAAGCAGAUCCAAAUGGUCCUCCUGUACACACAUUCAAAAAAGCAUGUGCAGGAGUUUAUCCUAGUACAGUGCAAAAUGAUAUUGUGUGGUUUUGGCCCAACGCUGAUCCUCAGUUAAAAGAUAUUAUCACCAAGCAAAAGCCUCCCUUCAUUCCAGAAUUGGAUGAUCCUUCAUUUUCUAAAACCAUCGGAGCUGUUAGAGAUUUGCCAUAUGGGUAUGAUGUCUUGAUCGAAAAUCUGAUGGAUCCUGCUCAUCUUAACUACGCACAUUAUGGAAUAAUACCAGUAAGAGAGAACGAAGAGAAGGCUGAUAGAGAAGGAGGCAGACCAUUGGAUAUGGGAGUCCAGAAAGUAGACAUAAAUGGUUUCAUUGGAAAGACAAAUGGUUUCCCUGGACAGAAUGAUUGGGCCAAUUGUAAAUUUAUAGCACCAUAUAUAUUUUAUUUUUAUACUGAUCCUAUGGAGCAACCGAAAGAAGUAUUAAUUUUCAUUUGCGUUCCAGUUAGUCCUGGCAAAAGCAGAUCUAUAUCAGCCUUUCCAAGAAACUCUUCAUCUGCAGUUUGGAUUGAUAAAAUAAUUCCGCGAUGGAUAAAUCAUAUGGCACAGAACCUCCUUUUCGAUUCAGAUUUAUAUCUUCUUCAUUAUGAGGAGCGCAAGAUCAGGGACAUUGGUGUUACCAAUUGGCAAAAGGCUUGUUUCGUGCCUACCAAAUCAGACGCACUUGCUGUUAGUUUCAGAAGAUGGUUGAACAAGUAUGCUGGUGGUCAAGUCGACUGGAGAGGCAAGUAUAGUGGAGCUCUUCCUCCAACUCCUCCAAGGGAACAACUCAUGGACAGGUACUGGUCUCACGUUGUAAAUUGUAGUAGUUGCAAGGCAGCAUAUAAAGGUCUAAAUGCUCUUGAGAUCAUCCUGCAAGUCACUUCUCUUAUUUCUAUCUGUAUUGCCGCUGUAGCCAAAGAAAGUACAAUGUCUAUGACCGCUAGAACUACGUUAGUCGCUAUUACAGUAGUAUGCUUCGCAAGUGCAAGAUGGUUGGCUAAUUUCAUCUACAAAAACUUCCACUUUCAUGAUUAUAAUCACGCAUUUCGUUGAUGUAUUUUACUUAUUAUUUGGCAUUAAAAAGUAUUGUAUAAGCUAAUAAGCAGAUAUUCUUAUGUGCAAAAUAAUAUAUCUAUGGUCUGUGUUUUUUGUUUAUUUA